CAACACUGCAGAGCAGCAACAGCAACCGGUGUUUUUCCAGUCUUCCAGAUUUCUCCACAGUUGCUCAAUCAAUUGUUUUUAAUUUAACCCAAAAGCAUCAAUAUGAUCAAGAACGUUGUCUCCUUGGUGACUGGUGGAGCCUCCGGCCUGGGCCGUGCCACAGCCGAGCGACUGGCGAGGCAGGGAGCGAGUGUUGUGCUCGCCGAUCUGCCGUCGUCGAAGGGCAACGAAGUGGCCAAGGAACUGGGCGACAAUGUGGUGUUUGUGCCCGUGGAUGUGACCUCCGAGAAGGAUGUGAGUGCUGCCAUCCAGACGGCCAAGGAUAAGUUUGGUCGCCUCGACCUCACGGUCAACUGUGCCGGCACAGCAACUGCUGUGAAGACGUACAACUUCAAUAAGAACGUGGCCCACAAACUGGAGGAUUUCCAGCGCGUGAUCAACAUUAAUACCGUGGGCACGUUCAAUGUGAUUCGCCUGUCGGCGGGUCUGAUGGGUACCAAUGCACCCAACCAGGAUGGUCAACGUGGUGUCAUCGUGAACACCGCUUCGGUUGCCGCCUACGAUGGUCAGAUCGGACAGGCCGCCUAUGCGGCAUCCAAGGCAGCCGUUGUGGGCAUGACCCUGCCCAUUGCCCGGGACCUGAGCACGCAGGGAAUCCGCAUCUGCACCAUUGCUCCUGGUUUGUUCAACACACCCAUGUUGGCUGCCCUGCCCGAGAAGGUGCGCGGCUUUCUGGCCAAGUCGAUACCCUUCCCCCAGCGCCUGGGCGAGCCCAGUGAGUACGCCCAUCUGGUGCAGGCCAUCUAUGAGAACCCACUGCUCAACGGCGAGAUCAUCCGCCUGGACGGUGCCCUGCGUAUGAUGCCCUAAACAGGAUCAAAACUCACUCAGAUCAGUUUGCAUUUAAUGAAGUCGCUGUGUGUUAAUUGAUCUUGUUGGCUUCAAUUUGGUUUUUUUCUUGUAGUAUAUAAGUUAAUUGUCUUUGUUCUUGCAUUAAAUGUGAAUAAAUUUGAACAAAAUUCUAUAAAAUUAA
This is a messenger RNA of Drosophila innubila, 1033 nucleotides long. RefSeq names its product 3-hydroxyacyl-CoA dehydrogenase type-2 (gene scu). Gene Ontology annotation, biological process: estrogen metabolic process; androgen metabolic process; fatty acid metabolic process. NCBI's taxonomy places the organism in Eukaryota, Metazoa, Arthropoda, Insecta, Diptera, Drosophilidae. Gene Ontology annotation, cellular component: mitochondrion. The coding region runs from base 103 to 870 and encodes 255 amino acids. The transcript is spliced from 2 exons. The record is from RefSeq and is a predicted model, not a curated record. Gene Ontology annotation, molecular function: estradiol 17-beta-dehydrogenase [NAD(P)+] activity.